Molecule: messenger RNA, 261 nt
Organism: Lodderomyces beijingensis
Lineage: Eukaryota; Fungi; Ascomycota; Pichiomycetes; Serinales; Debaryomycetaceae
Source: the annotation of a GenBank genome assembly
AUGGUGAGAGUCAUCAACAUUGCAACUAUAAAGACGGCUAGCCGCCACUUUGUCCCCAUCACCAAGUCCAACGUGUCGAGAAUACAGCCUACAAUGAGAAGCUUCUCCAGCGUAAAGAGGGACUUCAAGCUGACCACAUUUGCCGUUGAAGCCUCUCCCGCGGGCGCCAGUGCCGCUGCUGAAGAAGCUGCAGAGAUUUUUGAGCCCACCAUCCACGGCGAUGAGUCUGUCUUGACUGCUGGUCCAGUCAACAGAGCUUGA